AUGUCAACCAGUUCCUCCGUAACGCAGAAAAACCUCGAUACAAACGCGGGUGCCUUGAAAAAGGAGGAUGAAGUAUUGUCGGAGUUCGAUAUUCAGGAUGAAAGACCCAAAUCCCUUUUAUGGGAGAGUGCCUUUGUCGGGGUGCUGUGCUCUGCCCAGCUAAUGACACAGGCAGGGCUUGGUCAAUCAUUAGCGCCACUCCACAUCAUCGGUAACAGUUUUGGAACAACGAAUGCUGGACAACUCAGUUGGUUCGCUUCCGCAUACUCGCUAACUGUUGGUACAUUUAUUUUGAUUGCUGGAAGGCUUGGAGACAUCUUCGGGCACAAAAAAUUCUUUGUCCUUGGCUUCUUUUGGUACGCCCUUUGGUCCUUGCUUGCCGGGUUUAGCGUCUACUCUAAUCAGAUUUUCUUUGACUGCUGUCGUGCCUUUCAAGGCAUGGGACCCGCCUUUUUGUUGCCAAAUGCCAUUGCGAUCCUUGGACGCACAUAUAAGCCAGGAAGAAGAAAAAACAUGGUCUUUAGUUUAUUUGGGGCCUCAGCACCUGGUGGAUUCGUCCUUGGAGCUGUUUUCUCAUCCAUGUUGGGCCAACUUGCGUGGUGGCCAUGGGCUUACUGGAUAAUGGGUAUCGCGUGCUUUCUCUUAGCAGUUGCAGGUUACUUUGUAAUCCCUCACACCCCCAUGCCGAGCCGCGAUGCCCCAUCUUUCAAAUUGUUGGAGAGGGUCGAUUUCGCAGGAUCAGUUACUGGUGUCGUUGGAUUGAUUCUCUUUAAUUUUGCCUGGAAUCAAGGCCCUGUAGUGGGCUGGCAAACACCAUACACAUAUGCCCUUUUGAUAGUUGGCACCUUUUUUUUGGUUAUUUUCGCAUUUAUCGAGUCCAGAGCAGCCUUCCCCUUGCUUCCAUUUGCCGCUCUUUCCAGAGAUACUGCUUUUGUGCUUACCUGCAUAGCUGCAGGAUGGGCCAGUUUUGGUAUUUGGAUUUUCUAUACAUGGCAAUUCAUGGAAGACUCAAGAGGCCAAAAUUCCCUUCUUUCCAGUGCACAGUUCUCGCCUGUAGCAAUCAGCGGAUUUUGUGCUGCCGUGACGACGGGUUUUCUUUUAAGUCAUACGCCUCCAAGUACAGUUAUGCUUUUUGCGAUGACUGCUUUCACGGUCGGAACUAUAUUGAUUGCUACGGCUCCCGUUCACCAAACGUAUUGGGCCCAAACGUUUGUGUCAAUCAUUGUUAUGCCUUGGGGAAUGGACAUGUCCUUCCCAGCCGCUACAAUAAUGCUUAGCGAUUCGAUGCCACAUGAGCACCAAGGUCUUGCGGCAUCUUUGGUUAAUACGGUGGUAAACUAUUCGAUAUCGAUAGGUUUAGGUAUUGCGGGUACAAUUGAAUCCAGAGUCAAUGACGGAGGCGCCAAGCCUUUGAAGGGAUAUCGUUGUUCUUGGUACAUGGGCAUCGGGUUGAGCGGACUGGGUAUUUUUGUCGCAGCAUUAUAUGCAUGGAGCACUUUUAUGAAGUCUAAAAAAAGGGUCUCCGAAAAGCAGCAUUUUAUAGAAUAA
This is a messenger RNA of Saccharomyces paradoxus, 1548 nucleotides long. It is a transcript of the gene AMF1, whose product is annotated as Amf1p. Bases 1 to 1548 code for a protein of 515 amino acids. Gene Ontology annotation, cellular component: membrane. Gene Ontology annotation, molecular function: transmembrane transporter activity. The transcript has a single exon. Gene Ontology annotation, biological process: transmembrane transport. NCBI's taxonomy places the organism in Eukaryota, Fungi, Ascomycota, Saccharomycetes, Saccharomycetales, Saccharomycetaceae. The record is from RefSeq and is a predicted model, not a curated record.